Molecule: messenger RNA, 765 nt
Organism: Mangifera indica (mango)
Lineage: Eukaryota; Viridiplantae; Streptophyta; Magnoliopsida; Sapindales; Anacardiaceae
Product: G-type lectin S-receptor-like serine/threonine-protein kinase At4g27290
Exons: 1
Biological process (GO): recognition of pollen
Source: RefSeq, a predicted model, not a curated record
AAAACUGCUGAUGAUCCAUCAUCCGGAGACUUCACUUUCAGAUUUAACGUUAAUUAUUUGUUACCUGAAUUGGUAAUCUACAGGGGAUCAACAAAAAUUGCCCGUAGUGGACCCUGGAAUGAGGUCUACUUUGGAGGAAUUCCCACGAAACCAAAUUUGAUCUUUGAGAUAAUUCUGGUGCAUAAUGAGGCUGAGUAUUCUUACUGGUACGAGUCUUUCAACAAUCCGGUUGUCGUGGUAGCGAAACUUAAUCAAUCUGGAAGGAAACAGUGGCAAAUAUGGAACGAGAGGAGUAAUAGAUGGGAUCUAAAGUAUUCAGCCCCGGAAGAUGUUUGUGGAAAUUACAGGCAUUGUGGUGCUAACAGUGUUUGCAGCAUUAACAAGACACCCAUUUGCAAGUGUUUGAAAGGGUUCAAAUCGAAUUCACAGUCUAACGAGACUUCUUCUCAAGGAUGCGUGAGAAGUCUGCCAUUGGAUUGUGAAGGUGGAGAUGGGUUUAUAAGGGUUGAUAAUGUUAAAGUGCCGGACUUGGUAGAUGUUUCACUGAAUGAGAGUUUGAGUCUUCAGGAAUAUGAGGCCAAAUGCUUGAGCAAUUGUUCUUGUAAAGCUUAUACCAAUUUCGAUGCAACUGGAGAAGGCAGUGCCUGCUUGAUGUGGUUUGGGGACCUAAUUGAUAUCAGAAAGAUUGUUGAGAACAGAGGGGACACAGGAUUUCUACUUACGGGUGCCUGCUUUAGAACUAAGUAUGUUAGUUUUGUGAUUUAA